GAGGUUAUUUGAUUUUUGUUUUAAAAUACAAAAAUGAAAAUUGAAAUACAAGGCGUUUUUCUUUUUCAUGGUCAAAAAGGGAUGAGCGAAAUUUAAAAAACGAUUCGAUUUUCAAUUUCUAUUUCAUAUAACAAAAAAUAAAAUCACUAGAAAACAGAAACGGAAAAAAGGCCUGUUUUUUCAUAUUAUGAGACCGGAUGUCGUCAUUUACAAGGCAAGAGCGCCAGCGCCAAAUGUAAAAUUGCCAGUGUGCCAGUGUUGCCAGGCUAAAAUGGCUUUGGAAUCCUACUCUGAUGUGAUUUUGGACAUGGCGGAACAAGGCCUGUCAUCCACAGAAAUCUCGGUGCGCAUAUCACAGGAAAGUGGGGGCACAAGAGGAUUUUCUGCAAGAAAUGUGAGGAGAUUUUGCGCUGAAAAUGGGUCAAGCUUGAUGGGACUCCCCGACGCACAUUUGGAGUUAGAGGUGGCAAAAGCUAUAACCGAGGUAUGAACCUGCUAUAUCUCCCCUUUGCUACUUAGAUUUGUGUGUGUGUGUGUGUGUGUGUGUGUGUGUGUGAGAGAGAGAGAGAGAGAGAGAGAGAGAGAGAGAGAGAGAACAUGCAUAGACGUCUAUGUCCCGCAUCUCUAAAGGGAUCCCUUAGCAAGUUCAACUGGCAUUUUUUUAUGCCCGUUUAUCAUAAUUAUAAAUAACAAAUAGUAAAUAAAUAAAAAAUAAAUAGCCUCAGCCUACCAUAGGCUAUAUGUAAGUAAUCACAGUAAACAUAAACCUCACAGCACUGACAAAUCCCAUAACACAAACACCCACAUGCAUGCACACUGCAUUAAUUUCAUGAUAAACAUAUAUCAGCUGAUAUGAUUUUGGAAUAUGGAAAUCAUGUUAAUUUGUUAUUUUCUAGAUGGGACCUACAUAUGGAAGAAGGAUGAUAAAGGGGUAUCUCGCUAUGAAAGGAGUGCAUGCAGCAGAGACACGAAUUGGAUCAGUGCUCAGAACUAUGCAUCAGCCUUACCAUGAAGCAAGACGUCAGCUGACUACAUGGGUCACAAGGUUCAUAUGGACCAAAAUGAAAAACUGGCUAUGUUUGGGGUCACCCAUGUUUUAGCCAUUGAUGGCUUCAGCAAAAAGGUUGUUGCUCAUUCUACAAUGCCUAUAAAAAACAACCUUGCCAUCUAUGAAGAUGUUUUCAGGCCUGCAGUACUUGCCUAUGGUAUGUGGGACCAGGUGCGAGUAGAUCAUGGCAAGGAGUUUUAUUUGACGCUCUUCAUGCAGGAGCAGCUGUCAUCUCAUCGCCAUAAUCAGGAGAGAAAGCCUUAUUUACAGACUUCAUCCACAAGGAACCAUAUAGUCGAACGAGUCUGGCCUGAGGUCAACAAUCGUGUCAAUUAUCCACUGAAGACAGCCCUUCUGCAGUUGGUGGAUCAAGAGGAACUAGACAUGGACGACAACCUUGUGAGAUACUGUGUGUCCAACCUGACUGGCCAGUUGUGCCAGAUUGGUCUUACAAGGAUGGUGGACUCAUGGAAUGCUCACCGAAUUCCAGGUAAAGGUAUACCAAAUGACUUGGCUGGCAGUGGGUGUCCCAAAAAAAUCCCACAGGAGCUGUUGCCUCAUUCAGCUGAAGCAGCAGACCUUUACGGACAACAGCUGGGAUCCUCACUGACAACACAUUCUGCUUUUGGAGUUGAUCCAUUUUCAACUGAACAGGACAAACUUACAGUCGAGAAUCAGUUUGCAGAGAAAUAUUCAGACAUUUCAGACUUGUUCUCUAGAGCAGUGAACAAUGACUUUGCUCCAUACAAAGAGGCAUUGCUCUAUCUCAUAACCACAACUCAGCGCAAUGUGUGAAAGACCAUUGGUCUGUUUGAACUUACAGAAUGUAAAUGAGUAACAAGAACUAUAAGUUGGUGGCAAUGGGUGUUUGGUAAAGACAAAUGUUAAUAUAACUAAACAGUGAUGUCAAUAAGAACAGUGGUCACAUUUUCAACUUCCUUCUUCACACCAAUAUGACAUCAUCUAGCCCAAACAUUUUAAGAAAUUCACAUCAAUAGUACAAGAACUCUAACCGAAAUUUUUGAAUUGAUAAACAAACGCAUACCCAAUAUGCCUAUUUGUGAGUAUAAAAGUGCAAAAUCUUACUCCUCUUCAAAAAGGGAUCUCAGAACAGAAAAUGCCUCUGACAGACCAUUAACUUCAAAUAUGUCGUUGCCUGCUGUGUUCUCUCUACAUUUUGCACAGUGCACAGAGGUCUCCUGCCACUGUUCCACACAUGUUUUGCAGCCAAUAAUGCUUCGGCAACACUGUGUGAAGACUGGCUCCUCGAUGAACUCUAAAAAACAAAAUGAGAAAAACUUGUCAUUCUGUGUAUGUGUGUGCGUAUCCCCAUCUGUCCUUAAAGUGUUCUUGAUGUAUUGGGUGACAGUGUUCUUGUUACUAAACAAGUUUACAACUUUAAUGCUUUUAAACAUUUCUUUUUUAUUGUAUCAUUACACCAUUGGCUGUUACACAAAGGUUUGCAUCAGUACAUGUAAUUAAUUGUUGUGGAUGAGACACAGCUGAUCUUGGUUAGAGAAUGUAAAAAUGUAUGUGUAUUUGGAAAUCUCAAAUUCUGGCACACACCAAAUAAAAUGAUCCAAAAUUAUUUUA
Molecule: messenger RNA, 2641 nt
Organism: Dicentrarchus labrax (European seabass)
Lineage: Eukaryota; Metazoa; Chordata; Actinopteri; Moronidae
Exons: 5
Coding region: 1034-1843 (269 amino acids)
Molecular function (GO): nucleic acid binding
Source: RefSeq, a predicted model, not a curated record